Messenger RNA from Hymenoscyphus albidus, 3293 nucleotides. The record is from the annotation of a GenBank genome assembly. Lineage: Eukaryota; Fungi; Ascomycota; Leotiomycetes; Helotiales; Helotiaceae.
AUGGAGACUCUCAAAAGCCUUCUGUAAACACUCAGCUCUUCCCUUUUCAGCAGUUCAUCUCUAACGUUUUUUUCAGUACUCCUGGAGAGGAUAGGGAUAACGAGCAAUUAUAUGGUACUGGAGAAGACCAGAAUGCAACAAGUGCGGGAAACAAGCACUCCGGGGGGCUUUCAGGAGAAGGCAGUCAUCUUGCGAGGUCGACUGGUGGUUCCCAUAGCAUGCCAGGUCAAUACCCGAGCGAUUCAACAAUGUAUCUCACAUCCGACAACAACUAUAAUACCUCCAAUGUUCCUCCCCCUUCAAACAUCGAAAGCAAGAUGGAGUCAAGGGCAGCUGGUAACUCGAGGCCAAUUGGCGAAGGAGCCGCAGAACCGAAUCUGCAUGCAGCAGGGUACCCAAACAUGGGCCCCUCAAUAACCUCCGGGACCCCUUCCAGUCAAGCAGAUCAAGAAGCGAAUAAGUUCCAACCCGGUAUGAGCGGAUCUGGAGCUUUGAGAAAUCAGAAUACUUCUCAUACCGGUAAUACACCCAGAAGUUUCCCACUUGUCCCAAAAACGAAACCAUCCACAGCAGCUGGACCUCCCUCAUCUACUUCGGAAUCCAAGCUUGAUCCCAAAGUUCACUCUAACGUGGAUGGUUCUAGGAAUGUGGGUAACCAAGGAUCCACAGAACCUAGUAUUAUGGAUAGAAGCUAUCCCAUUCAACGGGGGUUUGAAGGCUCUACUGCGGACACAACUUCAUCAGGUUACAAUCACGGUAGUGAGAUAGCUUCAAUGGCAGCGCUUGGAACUUCCCAGAACCAUCAUAACGAAGGCCAAUUUGGCUCGAAUGCUACCUCUUCUACACACACUGGACAACAAGGCAUAUCCGGAGCUUCUCACCAACGCUCACACCAGGACCCCCUAAUCUCAGAUACAACGUCAUACACUCACAAUGACGGUGGCAAUCCGUCUGCAUUAGCAACAGCUGCAGCGGCAACAGCUCUAACCUCGACACAUCAUCCAAAUGAAGGUUCUGUAGGCUCAAACACAGGAUCACAUGGCAUUUCUGAGAUUUCUCAUCACGACCACGGGAAUCAAGGCCAUCUUAGUUCCAAUACAGCCUCUUCGAACCACACAGGAUUACAUGGUACAUCGGGAGUUUCUCACCAUCACCAGAAUGAAGGACCUCUUGGCUCAAACACAACUUCUUCAACUCACACCGGAUUACAUGGCAAAUCAGGGGUAAGUGCAGCCUUGAAUACUUCCAAACAUGAGUAAAGAAUUCUCUGACUAUUAGUAGCCACACCAAACUCAAACCGCAAACCUUCUAGAUCCCCGUGUAGCCGGUGGAUCAUCAGGCGAAGAUGCACUCCAUCACCAUGGACAUCAAUCACACGAACGAAAGCCUGUUGGAGGUGGUGCUGAAGAGGCUGAUCGCUCUCAUAAAAAUAUCGGAGUCACAUCAGCUGAUGCAACACAAAUCAGAAACACCACUCUGGCGCCAAAUCCCGAGUUGACCGGUCACCAUAGCUCGACAUCACACUCAGGACGUGACGCAGCUCUUGGUGCUGGUGUUGGAUUGGGCGUUGCUGGGCUUGCUACACAGUGAGUCUUCGUGGUACAAACGUAAAAUGUAUGUGCUGAUUAGAGAAGUGAACACAGCAGUCAUCACACUGGCCAUUCAAAUAUCGCGAAAGAUGUCCACACAGCUGGACAUGCUAGUCACCACGAUAGAGAUACUGCCGUGGGAGCUGGCACUACGAAACAGUAAGUUGAAUAUAUCUUAUCAACUGAGAAAUGAUUCUAAUUACGGUAGCGAACAUGAUAGCCAUCAUACAGGACAACACACUGGGCAAUUUGGAGUCGGAAAUACUCAUGGAACUAUUCACCAAUCCGGGAGUACCGGGGUGACAGGCAACACAAACUUAAAAAGAGAUACCCAUACACAUGGGGACUCCAGUCACCAUACUAGAGAUGCGGCUCUCGGUGCGGGAGCUGGUGUUGGGGCAGCUAGUCUCGCAAAGCAGUAAGUGUCCAAUUCCAGAAUCAACGUACUCCUACAUUUAUUAAUUGUUAAACAGUGAACAUGAUAAGCAUCAAGCUGACAGGACUGGUCAUGUCGGAAAUGCGUAUCCUACAACUUCAUCAUAUAAUGCCUUCAGAAGCGAUGUUGAGAGCACUAGUACUAAUAGAUCUACACCACGUCAUGGUCAUCCUGCGGAUUACGGUCGUGAUGCGGUACUCGGCACGGGCGCUGCUGCUGGUGUAGGCUCCGCAGCCUAUGAAGCAGAGAAACAUCAAAAAGAAAAGGAACUCGAGAAAGAAAGAAAACACCAAGCUAGAGAGCAUGAGAAGGAUCUGAAGAAGGAACAUAAACGCGAAGAGAAACAUGCUCAUGAACAUGAGAAGAAAGAGGAGAAAAAGCAUAGAGGACUCUUCUCAUUCUUGCGUAAGUUUAUAUAUUUUAUAAAAUUGGUGUCCCGUUUCAAAGUAUACUAAUGAUUAUCCCCAGACCGCGAUAAGAGUAAGAAAUACUCAGAUGAAGAAGAGAAGGAGUUUGACCGCCAAGAGCGUGAGCACAAUGCAUCUCAAACCAAGCAUGGAUAUGAGGCUGCUGGUGCUGGCGCCUUGGGAGUCGGUGCUGCCGGGUUAUAUCAACAGCAUAAACAUCAUGGUAAACACUCUGAUCAACACACUGAUCACCAUUCGGACACCAAGCAGCCCCCCACAGCUGAAAGUUAUGGCGCUGGUACACUCGGAGAAGGAAGUGUACUUGCUGGUCUACCAGGUCAAAGCAAUCUCGGAGCAGAUAAAAUCGGGGUUUUUGGGGCCGCAAAUAAAACCACAGACGUCCACCCAUCAACAACUACACAACACUCCGGUCAUCAUACUCCUACAACGACAGGUUCUAGUGCAGGUGCUGCCGCUCUAGAUGAACACGAACAUAACAAACACUACACGACUUCAGGAAAACACUCUGAUGAUCACUCAACAGGUCACCACCACUCAGGUUCUCAUCAACCACGUCUAAGCGAGGCCGAUUUCGAUCAACAUGGAAAUCAAAUUGGCUCACAUCACAUCCCUUCAGCAUAUGGCACUGAAUCUGGACACGAUGGCAGGAAUAGAUUGCAUAAAGAUCCUCCUGCAGGUCAUCCGGCUGCACAGGCUAUGGCUGAACAUUCAGGACAUGGACAUGGACACGGACAUGGUUCAUCUCACGAUGCGCCUAGCAAGCAUGAAGAUUUGACGGGUGCUGUUGACGAUAUGGCGGGAAAUACUGGUGUCAAGAAUGCUGGUGGGAAUACUUAUUGA